AUGUUUAUUUACAUCAAUUGUAAAUUACAAUAUUAUUUAUAUUCUAUUUUUUUAGAGACAGCUUUGUGUCAACGUUGUAAAGAAAAAGAAAGUGAAUUGUAUCAACGUGAAAUACGUUUUUUACAAGAUUUAGAAGAAAAAUUUACACGUUUAUGGACAGAAUGUCAACGUUGUCAAGGUGCUCGACAAGAAGAUAUUUUAUGUACAAAUCGUGAUUGUUCAAUAUUUUAUAUGAGACGUAAAGUACAAAAAGAUUUGGGUGAUCAAGAUCGAAUUAUCGAACGAUUUGGUAAUAAUAUGUUAAAUUGGUAA
Molecule: messenger RNA, 312 nt
Organism: Didymodactylos carnosus
Lineage: Eukaryota; Metazoa; Rotifera; Eurotatoria; Philodinida; Philodinidae
Source: the annotation of a GenBank genome assembly